This is a messenger RNA of Carassius carassius (crucian carp), 2357 nucleotides long. RefSeq lists its product as uncharacterized. Gene Ontology annotation, cellular component: membrane; extracellular region. NCBI's taxonomy places the organism in Eukaryota, Metazoa, Chordata, Actinopteri, Cypriniformes, Cyprinidae. Gene Ontology annotation, molecular function: lipid binding. Bases 176 to 1921 code for a protein of 581 amino acids. The transcript is spliced from 6 exons. The record is from RefSeq and is a predicted model, not a curated record. Gene Ontology annotation, biological process: lipoprotein metabolic process; lipid transport.
GACAAUUGUUAUGAAAUCUUGAACCUCUGUGGCGACGGGUAAAGCAAUGAAAACUGAGAAGACAAAGCGAAACUUAAACCAAUGUCCGGAGGAGCAAAAACAAAAGAUUCGUCUCUAGGUUUCUCACCUCAGUUUGGAAAGAGUAUCACAACUUUCCAGACUAUUCUGGAAAACGAUGGGCACCAGGGAACAACUACAUAAGCUCCUGUCAGAGUAUGUGGAGUACACACUCAUCUGCAUUUCGACAGUGAGGGACUUUUGUGAUAAACAACAAAAAUGGUCCCUUCAGAGAAAGACAGAGCUGGAUAACAUCAGAGACAUCAAGAACAGAGCAGACCAAGUCCAUCUUAAGUUUGACCAUGUUAAGCGCUCCGAGAACAAAGCCAAGGCGUUUUUUGAAUACAUGCAGAAUUGUUUAAUUCAGGUCACAGCUGACUCCAGAUAUCUGAAGCUGGAGAAGGAACUGGGUGCUGUCCUGAAGGACACACUUGAGGGGCUGGAGAAGCUUGAUCACUUUCUGGAUGCAGUGGAGAAACUCACAGUCACCUCACCGUUUGUUUUCACUGGACAGAUCUCCUUGCCAGAAGGUGAGAGUCCUGAAAGUGUGCGAUCAGUCAUCACAGCUGCCAGAAUGGCCUCUCCUCUCCUCAUCCACUUUAAACGAAAUGCAAAAACCUUCUUCCUUCCGUCACUCAAUAACCUGGAUAUCCUGGCUUUCCAACUAGACAAAUACAUACGCAUCACUGAACAGAUCUGUGAGAAGAUGGAGAAAUCUAGGAGUGUUUUUUGGUUUGUAGAUAUCCAUAGUAAUGAUGUCAGAUUGUUUGUUAAUAAUUAUGAAACUCUUCACAGACUUAAAAAGGGUGAGCCUGUAGUGAAGUUCAGCUUGAACUUAAGUGAGGACUCCAUGCAAAAAAUGCUUGAUCAUUUGAAGCAGUUGUGCGAAAUAAGGAUGGACCAGCACACCAGGCUGACCUUCAUUUUUCAGAAACAUGCUCAGCUCUUCAUUGAUGUUUUCAAUCAGCGUUGCUCAAGAAUGAAGCAGUUCCUGUCAGAUCUGGAGGAGAGUGCAGUCCAGCUGGACAGGAUGAAGAUGGGGGCAACUAUAUCCUCUGUGGUUGGCAGGUCAUUUGAGAUAACAGGGGGAGUCUUUUCAAUCGUUGGUCUUGCUCUUGCCCCCGUCACUGCAGGAGUGUCCCUGGCUCUGACAAUGACCGGUCUCAGUCUGGGGAUGACCAGCAGUGUCAAUAGUGUCGUCACAGGCAUCACUGAGACAGCAGUCAACAUUCAGCAAGUGAAAAAUGCACAGAACAUUUUCCAGAGAUUCAUGAAUGAUGUGGGGAAGAUUCUAGACUGUCUGGAGCAGGCCAGUAGUGAGCAGCGUUUAGAGGGGCUUGAUGUUGUAGAUAUGAUGAUUGGAGCAGGAAAGUUGACCUUUUGUGCAGGAGGAGUUGGCCAAAAAAUCUAUAAACUAGUAGAUGCAGACUCAGCUGUUAAAGUUCUCAAAAGGGAGGUGAUUCCAACUGCAGCCAAGGUCGGGCUCCAGGAGUCGCAAAGUGCUCGCAGCAUUCCCAAACUGGCAGCAGACCUGUCUGACAUUGAGCAGCUGGCGAAAGGGACGCCACUAGCACUCUCCAAGUCUGCUAGAGCUGGAUUCAUUGGUCUAAAUGCCCUCUUUAUUGGCUUUGAUGUCCUAUGUAUUUGCAAAGACAGUAUAAGUCUGGCCAAAGGGAGUAAGAGUGAAUCUUCUCAGCUCAUUCGCUCCAGAGCAGCUCUGUGGAAAUCUGAACUUGAGGCCUGGCAGAAGAUCUAUGAUUCCUUAUGCAUUGGAAAAUGGAAGUUUAGGAAGAGCCAGGAAGUGUUGGACCAACUCUUUCUGCCUUACUUUUUAGAGCGGGGCUAUUCAGUUAGUUUCAUUUGAGGGCCAGAUUAUCAAAUUGAAAAUUUGAAGGGGGCCAGGUGGGGGCGGUCAUCACAAUGUCUUUUUUGGGGGGAGGGCUAUAAAAUAAGAAAUUAAAUUGAAAAGCAUAUUCAGCUGUAAAAUAAACAAAUAUUAUACCAACAAUAACAUUUUUGAAAGGUUAACAUUAGUGCUAUCAGUGUCAUGAACUGGAGUGCAUUUUCUGCACAAUACAACCAGGACUUCUGGGUGCCAUGUUCACUGACCCAGUGCCUACGGUGCAGUGAGAUAUUUAAAGAUCUGCCCACCUGGGUGUGGGGAAUGGCAGGAGGGGAGUCCUGUAUGCAUUUUAUUCAUUCAAAGAAUUUGAGUGCUAUUACUCGGUUGAUUGUUUUAUCAGUGAUGGAGAUGGAUUUCAGAAUGAGUAAUUUUUUUUUUCUUGUGUCAUGUUUAUAGU